AAAAAGCUAAUGCAUCAUUUGGGGAUCAGUUUAGAAGACUCAGAGACUAUGGAGCUGAAUGUUUGAGGUCCAAUCCAGGGAGCACCAUCAUUGUUAAAACACAGAGGGUGACAGAAGAUGGUCCUGAGGUUUUUCAACGAAUGUAUGUUUGUUUUGGAGCUUUAAAAAGGGGGGUUUUAUCAGGUUGUCGCCAAAUCAUUGGCUUAGAUGGAAGUUUUCUUAAAGGGAUGCUCAAAGGUGAAAUAUUAAGUGCUGUGGGUAGGGAUGCUAAUAAUGAAAUGUACCCUAUAGCAUGGGCCGUUGUGGAGAUCGAAAACACUGAUUCGUGGAAGUGGUUUCUAGAGUUGCUGAAAGAAGAUAUUGACAUCAACAAUACAUAUCAUUGGACUGAUGAGUGAUCAGCAGAAGUUUGCAGGGCUUAGUGAAGGUCAUAAAGGAAGUCUUUCCAAAUUCUGAGCAUAGAAAUUGUUGUAGGCAUAUACAUGCAAAUUGGAGUAAGAAGCAUAGGGGAAAAGUGCUGAAAAAACAUUUUUGGUUUUGUGCGAGAAGCACAACUCAAGCUCAUUUUGAAGAACAAAUGAAAGCGUUGUUGAAAGUUGAUGCUACAGCAAAGUGUGAUUUAGAACUCUAUGACCCUCAUCAGUGGUGCAAAGCGUAUUUCAGAACUGAAGUCAAAUGUGAUAUCCUAGACAACAACCUGUCUGAAGCUUUUAAUAACACAAUCAGAAAAGCUAGGUGCAAGCCAAUAAUUCCUAUGUUAGAAGACAUUCGAACUGCCACAAUGAAGCGGAUUGCUAAAAAGGUGAAGUUUGUGAGCGGAUGGGCUUCCAGGCAUGGACCUAGAAUAUUGAAAAAGUUAAAUGCCAACACAUAUCAAAGCAUGGGCUGGAAGGUUAGUGUGUGAAUUCAGUUGGUGUAUCAUAUAUAUUUAAUAUGUUAUUAAUGGAUGAUGUUUCAUAACAAGUCAUUUUUAAUGGUGAUGAUGGGUAUGAGGUUAAACGUGGGAGCCAUCAGUAUCAAGUCAGGCUAGAAGCAAGAAGCUGCUCAUGUAGAGCUUGGGAAUUGAGUGGAAUUCCUUGCCCACACGCUGUGUGUGCAAUUUUCGACAAAGGUGGGGAUUCGGAGGAUUAUGUCGACCCUUUCUAUUCAAAGGAGGUGUACCAGAGAAUAUAUUCUUAUCAUCUUCAACCAAUGAACGGGGAGUUGUUGUGGGCUAGGACACAAAAUAAUGAUAUCGCACCUCCGAUUCCCAAAAAGAUGUCUGGCAGACCCAAGAGAAAGAGAAAACGGGAACCAAGCGAAGGAUUAGGGUCUCAAAAAGGAAGGACAACGAUCUCAAGAAAAGGAAGAGUCAUGAGUUGUUCGAUAUGUAAACAAGCAGGACAUAACAAAGCAAAAUGCCCUAAUAAGACCUCAGAUACACAUGAGACAUCCACAGAACCUGCAAAGACAACAAGGACCGUCAAAGAAGCAUCUGCCAAUCUGAAAAAGAAACGAAGAACUGAAACUAAAGCACCAAAGACCCCACCUGAUGUAGGACCAUCUAGUGCAGCCCUUUAGUUGUGUUUAGUAGUAAUAUAUGUCACAGGACAUUAAUGUACUUGUUUUUGUCAGGCAAUGACUCUGCCUUUUCUGAUUUUUGCUAUGUUAGUGG
Molecule: messenger RNA, 1654 nt
Organism: Cuscuta europaea
Lineage: Eukaryota; Viridiplantae; Streptophyta; Magnoliopsida; Solanales; Convolvulaceae
Source: the annotation of a GenBank genome assembly